Molecule: messenger RNA, 2013 nt
Organism: Exophiala dermatitidis NIH/UT8656
Lineage: Eukaryota; Fungi; Ascomycota; Eurotiomycetes; Chaetothyriales; Herpotrichiellaceae
Exons: 2
Coding region: 49-534 (161 amino acids)
Biological process (GO): proteasome assembly
Source: RefSeq, a predicted model, not a curated record
CUUCUACCUUGGACUAUCGACCAGAAGGAGCUGGUGUUUAUCGACAGCAUGGGAUUGCCACACGUGCUCGGCGCGCCGCCGACCGCAGAAGAAACGCAGGUAACAAUUCCGUUCCCAGCACCCACGAAGCAGGUUGCAGGAGACGUCAAUGGUGUCAAGACCGACGUUAUGAGUAUGUCGUUUGCGGACAAGAUAAUGAUCACAAUUACACAAAAUGGGAGACUUUCGCAAUGGGUUACCGUGCCACUUCUCAGCGAGAAUCCAACGGACUCGGAUCCAUAUUUCCAAACGAACCGCUCGGGAGAUGAUGCUCUUCUUCCAUCGACUCGGUUUUCUCCACGGACACUGCUUGGGGCUGGUGGUUCCGAUCGCGAGGCGAUGGGUCAGCUGUACGCCUCUCAAAUCGCAAAUGCCAUCAUCACCAAGUCGCCGGAGGAGAACCGCCAGUUGAUGCUCGGAUUGGGUCUUGCCAAAGUCGAGCUGGAGAGGGACGUCUUCUUACAGAUUGUCGACCUUGUCCUAUCCGUACUCUGAGCGAUAGAAGCCCCCUCCAACAGUAUCAGUCGUCGUUGACAGCAUCGAUCAGACACGGCGUUCGUGCGUGCCAGAUCCUCCUUCCGGAGCCUGUGCUCACGGAAUCCCCUGACUUGGCGCGCCGAGCCUUGAUCUCCUCGACUGAUGCAGUUAUGUUGUAAUCGCCCGGUACAAGUGCUAUGAUGCCCAGCUCGGCCACGGCCGUCCCGCCAGAUUCCACGGCAGGAUGCAAAGCGCGCUGGAGCACUCCAGACCACAGAAACCGUCGAGAAAGAUCCAGCGCUAUAGUAUGUGGCUGAUUUCGAAGUGAGGGCUGGAGCCGGAGAAGGAGUCGAAGGCUAUCCUGAGUACGGUUGUGCACCUUGACUGAUAAGGUCGCGAACGUCUCGGAUUUGAGGAUAAAAUGUGAUCUCCCAAUUUGUCUCACGGGAGUACUUGCGUCGCCAUCAGCCCGGUUCCCUUGCCCAUCACAGGGCUGGAGAGCAUAAGUCAAGUCGACAUGAUCCAACUUCAGAACAUCAACUAGUCGCGGGCUCAGUCUGAUACCUUUCCGAAGAUCGAUCUCUCCACAACGGCCCGAGCUUUCGUCCUUCCAGGUGCCUCGCAAACACUUCAGGAGCUCUUCGCGGUACCAGAAUGACUCCCUACUUGCGGCUUCUGCUUCAGCACUCAGUUUAGACGUCGUCACGACAAACUGCUUUUGCGUCUCGAGGCUGGGUAUUUGGGCGUGAGAAUCCUCAAUGAACAGACGUGGUAUCAGCAGCACAACCCGGGUGAUGUAGCCUGGCUGCAACGUUUCAAGAACUGUAAACGCUUCCUCCCAUUCUGUCUUCUCGAGGUCUGAAUUCAAACUCCGCUUUCGGGCUUGUAUGUCGAUGCUGAGGGGUCGUGGCCAAACGUUACGCAAAUCUAAUGACAACAUGCAAUAGUUAUCCGAGCCUGUCCCUAUAUCGUUGUACCAAUCAGAAAGUGCGAAGAUGUUGUUUUUUGUGGUUUGGACGGGCGGAUGUGGGCCUUGCUCGCUGCCGUGUCUUAGUGUGGUGUUCGAUCUCCAAGCAAAGUCGCUAUGAAUUGGCAAGAUGUUACAUCGUGGUAUCUCGAUGCUGCCGUUAACAGUAAUGGAGAGUGAAAAGCGGACCUGUCUCGUAUAGAACGUUCCCUUCACUUCCUGGGAGGGCGAACCGAGAUACGCGUAGUCUGCCUGCACCGUGGCACUGACGAGACCUGGUCGACCGACAAUGGUGACUUCGUAGAUGCCGGCUUGCCCUGGCCCAAGGAUUGUCGCUGACGAGCCCACGUUCCUUUUCCUGACCACCACGGCAGGGCUUUCAACCAACUGCUUUUGGACUUCAUGGAUCUCGGCAGAGCUCAGAUCUUUAUUUGAAAGCGCUUCCUGCAGCCUUGAGCUAACAGAGUCUUCAGUGGUUACCAAGAUAAAAUCAGCCGGCACAUCAGUGCUCUUGUUGAAUAGCUUGAGAU